GCUGUUUGCCUGGGAGGCCGUUUUCAUAGCUGCUUUUCGCUUUAGCCAGUGGAUCAGAGCAGGCAGCUUUGGGGAAAGUGUUAGCCAUGAAGCGCUGCUAGAAGCCAGUGACACAUUCCUAAGGAAUACCUUCUGAGCUCUGGAUCUCCACUGCAACAAAUAUAUCCCCCCUUCUUCAUUAAAAGCCUCGCACAGAAAAAAAGCAGAGAGAUGUUACAUCUACGCUUUGUGGCUUGCCUUCAGCUGCUCUUUAUUUGUCAAUUGGGGUUGGUUUUUGGAUAUUACAGACAGCAGCGAAAAUUAAUUGAAGAAAUCGACUGGUCAUACACGGAAGGCUUAAACCAAACGAAUUGGGUGAAAAAAUAUCCAACAUGCAACGGUGCCAAACAAUCUCCUAUCAACAUUGAUGAGGAUCUCACUCAGUUAAACAUGAAUCUGAAAAAAUUAGAAUUUCAGGGAUGGGAAAAAAUGUCCUCUAAAAAUGCGUUAAUUCGCAAUACUGGAAAAACAGUGGAAAUUAAUCUGACAGAUGAUUACUAUCUCAGUGGUGGUGCCUUAGAUACAAAGUACAAAGCAAGCAAGAUAACAUUUCAUUGGGGUAAAUGCAAUUCAUCUUCAGACGGCUCAGAGCACGGAUUGGAAGGACAGAAGUUUCCUCUUGAGAUGCAAAUCUUCUGCUUUAAUAGUGACCAGUUCAAAAGUUACGAUGAUGCAGUGAGUGGAAAUGGGAAAAUAAAAGCUUUAUCCAUCUUAUUUAAGGUUGGUCAAGAGGAUAACCCAAAUUAUGAAGCAGUUAUCGAUGGUGUAAAUCGUGUUCAUCGCUAUGGUAAAAGGGCUACUGUAGAGCCAUUUGUUUUGCUUAACCUCCUUCCAAGUUACACAGACAAAUAUUACACGUACAACGGAUCGCUAUCAACUCCGCCGUGCUCAGAAACAGUGGAAUGGAUUGUAUUUAAGGACACGGUGACCAUAUCUGAAAGCCAGUUGGAAUAUUUUUGUGAGAUCCUCACGAUGCAGCAGUCAGGUUAUGUCAUGGUAAUGGACUAUUUACAGAACAAUUUUCGGCACCAGCAGUAUAAGUUCUCUGGACAAGUGUUUUCAUCGUAUACAGGCACCGAGGAAAUUCCUGAACCAGUUUGCAGUUCAGAGCCUGAUGAUGUGAGAGCAGAUGCACAGAAUGACACAAGCCUCCUGAUUACAUGGAAGCGACCAAGGGUUGUUUAUGAUGGAGUGAUUGAGAGAUAUUUGGUAUUUUAUCAACAAUUAGAAGGAGAAGAUCAAACAAAGCAUGAGUAUCUGACUGACGGCUAUCAAGACUUGGGAGCAAUAGUGUAUAACUUAUUGCCCAACACAAGUUACGUUCUACAAGUGGUAGCAAUAUGCACAAAUGGACUACGUGGAAAACGCAGCGACCAAGUGAUUGUUGACAUGACAGUAGAUGGCCCAGGAAUUGAUCCCUUUAUUGAUUUAACAGAAACUGAAGAGGACAUUGAGGACAGUGAAGAGCCUCAAGAGGACAGUGAAAACAAAAAACCUGAAAUUGUAUUAAGCACUAUUAGCACCGUUAACCAAAUAGAAGGGCAAGGAGCCCCAACAACUACAACGAUUCACGACACUGAAGAAAACCUAGCAUCGCGUAAAUCAAGUACUGAAGCAUUUCUCGGUCAACAUAAUGUUAAUAAAGCUUUCUUUUAUCCUACUUUACAAUCUACAACCAAAACACCUGUGGAUGUGACACAAGGACCUGUGAAGAACACAGAGGUUCCCUUGCAAGUAGCAACGGAAGCAACAACAUACAAAAUUAAGGAUCUGAAGAGUAGUUUUGAAUUAUGGAUGCUCAAUGUUACAGACACAACUAAAGCUACCAAUGAAAAAGAUGCAAAACACAGUGCUGAUGAACAGAUGACAACUUCAAGUUGGAAGAGGAGAAUGUUUUUGCCCACUAGAAAGCCUAACACACAAUUGAAUGACACCCUUGUCUCUACUCCAGAUGCUUUUUUCUCGACAUUAAAUCCAGAAAACACCUCUCAGAAACCAAAACCAUAUACAACAGAAGAUUCAUCUCCCUUCAGUGAAAAAGUGUGGAUAAAGACUUCCCCUGGUCCUAUCAUGGAAUUUAAUGCCUCAAAUACCUCAGAUUCAACUACAUUACUUAAUAUUUCAACUGAUAAAGAGAAUCGGCUUGCAACUAAUUCAGUCAAUGUCAGUUUUGAUACAUCUGUGUCCACAUCUCCUAGCACUGCUGAGCUGGAUCCAAGUACAUUGGUUCCUGGGGUAGAGAUGCCACAUUUUUCAGCUUCUACUCUGUCUCCUGUUGACAUUUCAUUUCAAUCUAUCUCUCCAAGCUUAGGACAACAAGGUUCUGCUUCCCCUGCGACUGAUGUAUUCUCUCAGACCACUCAACCAGUAUCUAAUGCAGAUUCUCCAAACAGUGAGAGUCCUAGCACAUUAACAAUGUUAACAUCUACAUCUAAAUCAACCACUGGUAUGCUACCCACUAUCAGCUCUGAUUCCAUAAUGGGCUAUUCUGUAGUCGAUGAUGGUAUUCCUGUCACUGCUGACACAGAGGCCACAUCACAUACAGAAUCCCCAGAGAAUGUUGUAGCAGACACUAGUAGUUAUGAUCGCAGGAUGAUGGAGAAGAGUAAUUUAAGUCUGAGUGAACUUUCGGACCUAUCUGAAGAAGGAAGUGCUUUAGCAACUACUGCGAAAGGUGAGGUGAUAGUCUCUGAAAAGGAAGGAGGACGCCAUUUAGCUUCAACCACAUCAGCGCCAAGCCCUGCACUGAAGAACAGUGGUACAACUGUCAUGGAAACCCAUUUUCAGACUUUACAUUUGCCUGUGGAAAAUACAUCCGAAUCAAACUCAUGGGCAGCACUUACCGGUGAUGAAGAAAGUGGUUCUGGUCAAAGCACCCUAGAUAGCCUUAGCGAUAAUGAGACUUCCACAGAUUUCAAUUUUUCUGAUGUUGUUGACAGAGACAAAGACUUUGAGGUUGCUGUUGUACCAGGUAAAGCAGAUGCAUCUCCUGGAUCUGAAAUGACAUCACCAACAUCUAUAACUAGUGAUCGUUCAACAGUAGCCAACGAGGCAGAGGCAAGUAAUAGUAGCCAUGAAUCUCGUGUUGGUCUAGCAGAAGGUUUGGAAUCAGAGCAGAAGACCCUUAUACCACUUGUGGUUGUCUCAUCACUGACCUUUAUCUGUCUUGUAGUACUUGUGGGCAUAUUGAUAUAUUGGAGGAAAUGUUUUCAGACAGCCCACUUUUAUUUAGAAGAUAACACAUCACCAAGGGUAGUUUCCAGCCCACCUGCCCCAGUUUUCCCAGUUUCAGAUGAUGUUGGAGCGAUUCCUUUAAAGCAAUUCCCUAAACAUGUCGGAGAACUACAUGCAAAAAAUGGAUUUACUGAAGAAUUUGAGACACUGAAAGAGUAUUACCAGGAGGUUCAGAAUUGCACAGCUGAUUUAGGAAUAACGUCUGAUACUUCCAACCAUCCAGAUAAUAAGAAUAAGAAUAGAUACAUAAACAUUGUUGCCUAUGAUCACAGCAGAGUUAAACUUUCACAGCUGGCAGAAAAGGAUGGGAAGGCAACGGAUUAUAUUAACGCAAAUUAUGUGGAUGGUUACAACAAACCAAAAGCAUACAUUGCUGCUCAAGGGCCGUUAAAGUCAACAGCGGAGGAUUUCUGGAGAAUGGUCUGGGAGCAAAAUGUUGAAGUCAUUGUAAUGAUAACUAACCUUGUGGAAAAGGGGAGAAGAAAGUGUGACCAAUACUGGCCCAGUGAUGGCAGUGAAGAAUUUGGAGCAUUUUUCAUUACCCAAAAGAGUACACGUGUAUUGGCCUACUACACCGUGCGGAUGUUCACAAUUCGGAACACUAAGAUUAAAAAGGGAUCCCAGAAAGGGAGAAUGAAUGAACGAUCAGUGGUACAAUAUCACUAUACCCAGUGGCCUGACAUGGGUGUUCCAGAGUACACUCUUCCAGUUCUUACAUUUGUGAGAAAGGCGGCUGCUGCAAAGAGUGGCACUAAUGGUCCUGUUGUAGUGCACUGCAGCGCCGGUGUUGGGAGAACUGGUACCUAUAUUGUGUUGGAUAGUAUGCUACAGCAGAUUCAACAAGAAGGGACAGUCAACAUUUUUGGAUUCUUGAAGCAUAUUCGCUCUCAAAGGAACUACCUGGUCCAAACAGAGGAGCAAUACAUCUUCAUUCAUGAUGCCUUGGUUGAGGCUAUUCUGAGCAGAGAAACAGAGGUACCAGAGAAUCAAAUUCACUCGUAUGUAAAUGCUCUUCUAACAACGGGCCCAACUGGGAAAUCAAAACUUGAGUCACAGUUCAAGUUGUUAAGUGAACCCAACAUACUGCAGUGUGACUACUCUACAGCCCUGAAACCGCAAAAUAGGGACAAAAACCGAACUUCUUCUAUUAUUCCAGUUGAAAGAUCAAGAGUAGGCCUUUCUUCGUUGGCUGGAGAAGGGACAGAUUACAUUAAUGCUUCGUACAUAAUGGCUUAUCAUGAAUGUAAUAAGUUUAUAAUUACCCAGCAUCCUUUACUGCACACAAUAAAAGAUUUUUGGAGAAUGAUAUGGGACCACAAUUCGCAGAUAAUUGUAAUGCUUCCUGAUAAUCAGAACAUGGCAGAAGAUGAGUUUGUCUACUGGCCAAACAAAGAAGAACCCAUCACCUGUGAAAAUUUUACAGUGUCCAUGGUUGGAGAAGACCACAUUUGUCUUUCAAAUGAGGAAAAACUGAUAAUCCAGGACUUUAUUUUAGAAGCUACGCAAGAUGACUAUGUUCUUGAAGUGAGACAUUUCCAAUGUCCGAAGUGGCCCAAUCCAGAUAGUCCCAUAAGUAAGACUUUUGAACUGAUUCAGCUAAUCAAAGAAGAAGCAGUCAGUAAAGAUGGACCGAUUGUUGUACACGAUGAAUAUGGAGGAUUGACCGCUGGAACAUUCUGUGCAUUAUACACCCUUAUGCAUCAGCUGGAAAAUGAAAACUCUGUUGAUGUCUAUCAGGUAGCAAAGAUGAUUAAUCUGAUGAGACCUGGAAUUUUUACAGACGUGGAACAAUACCAGUUUCUAUUCAAGGCAAUACUGAGUCUUGUAAGCACAAGGCAGGAAGAAAGUCCUCUGGCCUGCAUGGAGAGCAAUGGAUCAGCUGUACCAGAUGGAAACACAUCAGAGAGCUUGGAGUCUUUGGUAUAAUUACGAAAAAUCACACGGUUGUCCCACGUGUUUGAAAUCAAAACAAAAUCGGAUGGCACCAGAUAUACUAGGUUUACAUUCCAUCAGCAACUAAGCUGUCACAUGUGACUUUACCCUCCAUCUACAAUUAAUAAUGUGUGCCUUUUGAAAGACUUUUUGUAAUCUGUCUGUAAUGUCAAGAAUAAGUUGAGCAAUUUUUGCAGUGUUGCUGUGAAUGGCGUUAGGCCCUGUCGCCACAGUAUUAACUUUCCUACUACAAGUUUUUAACUAUUUUAACUAUAUUUAUAGGUGUACACAUUUUACACUUUCAUUUUUUUUUAUUGUCGCAUCAAAGUGCAGAAAGUCUUGAGUUCUCUAGGAUUUCAGUUGCUUUUAUGUGGGAUUGUAAAUAGUAUUUUACAUUUUAACAUUUAAUCAUUUUGAGAUAACAUCUGUUCCUCUGUAGGAUAAAAAAACCUCACAAUUGCUGUACAUAUUGUAAUAGUGGCAUGGACCAAAUUUAUAUUUAUAAUUGUAGAUUUUUAUAUUUUACUACAAAUCGUUUUUCUAGUUGACUUGUAACUUCAUUGUUAUAAUGUAUUUGGUAUGUUUUUAUUUUAACAAAUUUCCCAAUCUUUUGACUUGCAUCCUUAAUUGAAUAUCUUUAAUGUAUUUGCAUGUAAUGUUAACACUCUGUGAGAAAUAAAUAAACUUCUUUUACAUAUGAA
Molecule: messenger RNA, 5906 nt
Organism: Spea bombifrons (plains spadefoot toad)
Lineage: Eukaryota; Metazoa; Chordata; Amphibia; Anura; Pelobatidae
Gene: PTPRZ1
Product: protein tyrosine phosphatase receptor type Z1
Exons: 31
Coding region: 211-5199 (1662 amino acids)
Biological process (GO): peptidyl-tyrosine dephosphorylation
Molecular function (GO): protein binding; protein tyrosine phosphatase activity
Source: RefSeq, a predicted model, not a curated record